Molecule: messenger RNA, 369 nt
Organism: Trypanosoma conorhini
Lineage: Eukaryota; Euglenozoa; Kinetoplastea; Trypanosomatida; Trypanosomatidae
Product: cathepsin L-like protein
Exons: 1
Source: RefSeq, a predicted model, not a curated record
AUGACGGGCUCGGCGCGCACGCUGUUGCUCGUGGCCGUUCUGGUCGCCGUGCUGUGCUUCGUCCCCGCGGCGAGGGCGAGCCUGCAGGCGAGGGAGACGCUGGCGUCGCAGUUCGCGGCGUUCAAGCAGCGUCACGGCAAGGUGUACGGGAGCGCCGCUGAGGAGGCGUUCCGCCUGGGCGUGUUCAAGGAGAACCUGUUCCUUGCAAGGCUGCACGCCGCGGCAAACCCACACGCGACCUUCGGCGUCACGCCCUUCUCGGACCUCACGCGCGAGGAGUUCCGGUCACGCUACCACAACGCCGCGGCGCACUUCGCUGCGGCGCGGGGGCGCGCGAGGGGUGCCGGUGGAGGUGGCGGUUGGCGGCGC